UCCACCGUAAUUUGGACUUUUGCACCAAUUUAAAACUACUAUGACCCAACCACCCCCAAAAAAAAGAAAAAAAGAAAAAAAGAAAAAAGAAAAUCCCGUGUAAAUAUUAUACGUAUAUUUAUAUAUAUGUGUCGUUUGCACUGGGAAAUGGACCCCUUUUUCCGCACACAAACUCGUGGCCUUCAUUUCUUCAAAAAAAAAAAAAAAAAUACAUUAGCCAUUUUAUUUUUCUUGUUAUAUAAAUCUUCAAAUUAGUUACGCUUAUAUUUCAGUACUGACAUGUAAAAAAAUGGUGACGCACACCAGACAAAGAGGGUUUUCCCUAUUCAUCAUUUGUUUGUUCACCAUUGUUAAUUACUCUCUGAAAUUCACAGAGGGCAUCCGAGUUUCAGACGGCGCUGUCAAACUCGAGUUGAUUCACCGGCACCACCUGCAAGGGGAGCGCCGCAAUGUGGCGGCGCAGCCGCUGGAGCGCCUCCGCCAACUCGUCCACAGCGACGCCGUUCGCCUCCGCGGGAUAUCGCUCAAAGUAAUGCUGAUACAGGGCGGUGCCGGUCCGGUCCGGCGACGAGUCAGUGAAACCGACGACGCCUUUAUUCCGGCGUCCACCAAUGGCGGCGGCGGCGGAGGAAGCAAUAACAAGGAGCAAUUUUCCAACGUGUCGGGUCAACUACCGAUCAGUUCGGGUGCGGAUUUCGGGACGGGGCAGUACUUUGUGCAGUUCCGGGUCGGAUCCCCGGCCCAGAAAGUGGUGCUGAUUGCCGAUACUGGCAGCGAUUUAACUUGGAUGAACUGCAAAUACAGGUGCCGCGGCGGCGGCGGCGGUGGAUGCCGGAGAAACUCGAACAAACGCCGCCUUUUUUGGGCCGAUCGUUCGUCUUCCUUCAGAACCGUGCCCUGUUCUUCAACCACGUGCACUAAUGAUCUCGCCAAUCUCUUCUCCCUCACUCGAUGCCCUUCUCCCAUCUCCCCAUGUGCCUAUGAUUACAGGUACUCAGAUGGUUCAGCCGCACAAGGCUUAUUCGGGAACGAAACCGUAACACUCAGCCUAACCAACGGGAGAAAAACCAGACUCCACAACGUUCUGAUUGGCUGCAGCAUUUCCUCAAGUGGGCCCACUUUUCAGUCGGCCGACGGUGUAAUCGGAUUAGGGUACAGCAACUACUCACUUGCGGUCAAAGCAUCUAAUUUAUUCCGGGGAAUAUUCUCUUACUGCCUCGUUGACCACUUGAGCCCCAAGAACAUCUCCAGUUAUCUCACAUUCGGUUCGGCAAAACAACAAACAGAUACAAUGCACUACACGGCGUUAAUAUUAGACGUAAUCAAUCCAUUCUACGCCGUUAGUAUGAACGGCAUCUCCAUCGGAGGAUCAAUGCUGGAUAUUCCGGCGGAGGUUUGGGAUGUGAAGGGUUCCGGGGGAGUGAUUCUCGAUUCCGGCACGAGCCUCACUUCGCUGGUGGGGCCCGCUUACCGGCCCGUUAUGGCUGCGUUGACGGCGUCGUUGUCGGGUUUCGAGAAAUUGGGAUUGGACGUGGGCCCGUUGGAGUACUGUUUCAAUUCGACGGGGUUUGUGGAGAGUGUCGUGCCGAGAUUGGUGUUCCAUUUUGGCGACGGUGCGAGAUUCGAGCCGCCGGUGAAGAGUUACGUGAUAGAUGCUGCUCCGGGGGUGAAGUGUUUGGGGUUCGUCGGCGGCGCGUGGCCGGGUGUUUCCGUGGUUGGGAAUAUUAUGCAGCAGAAUUAUUUCUGGGAGUUUGAUCUUGUGAAUAAGAGAUUGGGUUUUGGUUCGUCGUCUUGCAAGUAGAUUGAUUUUGGGGUUUUGAUUUGUUACAUGGGGAGUGUAUUUUUAAAUUUAAAUUUAAAUUCAAAUUCAAAUGUCUCUCUUUAUUUAAUUUGUAUUAUACAUAGAAAAAACAAAGGAGAAAAACUAUUAUUGUUUUGAGGCUUUUCUUGUCGUUUGUAUAACCCCAUACCUUGGUUUCUGUUCAAGACUCAAGAGUGUAUAUUAUUGUUACUCAUAGAUGCACAUUGAAUAAUAAUUCUAAUAAAAUUGUAUUAUUGUUAAGAGUAA
Molecule: messenger RNA, 2068 nt
Organism: Erythranthe guttata (spotted monkey flower)
Lineage: Eukaryota; Viridiplantae; Streptophyta; Magnoliopsida; Lamiales; Phrymaceae
Product: aspartic proteinase NANA, chloroplast
Biological process (GO): proteolysis
Molecular function (GO): aspartic-type endopeptidase activity
Source: RefSeq, a predicted model, not a curated record